GAGAGAGAGAGAGAGAGAGAGAGAGAGAGAGCCAUCUCUAGCUACGCCUUUCUCUAAGCCUCUGGAGCCUAAGGGCGCAAUCAUUCCAGGAUUUGGAAAGGGGGUAAAAACUGAAAAGGAUAAGAAGGAAGGCUUAAUCGCCCUCUCUCCCUCCCUUCCUCCUCCUUGGAGCAGAGGAGGGUUACUAUCGUGCUGGGGAUACUGGAGGGAAAGGAUCUAGGCAGGAAAGCUCUUAUUCCCCCCUCCCCUCCUGUCCCCCCUCCCCCCUCCCCCCCCCCCCCCCCUCCCCAGCCUGGUUUCCCAGCAGCAUCCCGGGCAAGAGGCAAAGGAGCUGUUCUCCAGCACCGCGGAGUAAUCGGCGCAGGGGAGCUGUCCAGUUCAGCACCACCACGUUAAUGCAGUAGGUGGGAGAGCCACGAAGAAGAGGAGCCAAAGAGCCAGAGUAGGGGGGUGGGGAGGGGGAGCCCCGAGAAAGAAAAAAAGCCGGGCAGCAAAUUCUGCAGCAGCAAAACAGUCGUACCCUUAUUUCCAGGAGCUUCGUGGAUCUAGGGAGGGAAAUCCGUCUUGAUUCUCCAGGAGAACACCCCUUCCUUUUCCCUCCCCCACUUUAAACAAGAUUUACCGGCCGCUACAUAGAAAAAUCGCUCUCGGGGCUGCUCCCGCUGCCGCGACUGCUGCUGCUUCCGUCCGCUGCCGCUGCUGCCGCCGCCGUCGCCGCCGCCGCCGCUGCCCGAGGGACAGCCAUGGAAGGCGAGAGCUCCGCACCUGUUCAGCUGAAAUCAAGGGCUUAUCGUAUACUAGGCAAUCUGGUUUGAGAAAACGAGAGCCAAGCGACCCCCAAGAAAGAUAACUGGAUUUUCAUGGCGCAGGCUGCAGAGCUUAGCACGAAGACGGAAGGUUGCAUCCCAGCUCUAACCAUCCCUAACUGUCUAGGUCCUGGUCAUGAGAGAUUGUGUUAAGAAUGAACCUGUGGAAGCCAUCUCCAAAUUAGCUAUCACAUAUGGAAACUGGAGACCAGAAUUUUAGGAAAAGGGAUUAAGGCAUCUCCUUUUGGGGGGGUGGGGGGUGUCUUUUUAUUUUUCCUUUUCUUUCUUUUUUCUUUUUCUUUUCUUUUUUCUUUUUGAUACUGCAACUGGAACAGUCUCUGAUCUCCAAAGGCAAGCCUCUCCUCCUGUGUGGUCUUUAUAAUUUACAGUUUUCCCUUGGGCUUUCUUACCUCCCUUUUUUAUAUUCUAUAUAAUAUAUAUAUAUACACAUGUACCCAUUAUAUUCUUAGUGGAGUUAUUAUUCUUUGAUUUGAUACACACUCUCACACACACACUCACUCCCAAGAAUCCGAAGUCAGUUUGGGGUAUUUAUAUAAUGAAGAAUUAUGGGGCUGUUUGACAGAGGUGUUCAGAUGCUUUUAACCACCGUUGGUGCUUUCGCUGCCUUCAGUCUGAUGACCAUAGCUGUGGGGACCGACUACUGGCUGUACUCCAGAGGGGUUUGCAAAACUAAAAGUGUCAGUGAGAAUGAAACCAGCAAAAAGAACGAAGAAGUCAUGACCCAUUCUGGAUUAUGGAGAACCUGCUGCCUGGAAGGGAAUUUUAAAGGUCUGUGUAAGCAAAUCGAUCACUUCCCUGAGGAUGCAGAUUAUGAAGCCGACACAGCAGAGUAUUUCCUCCGGGCUGUGAGAGCCUCCAGUAUCUUCCCCAUCCUGAGUGUGAUUCUGCUUUUCAUGGGGGGUCUCUGCAUCGCAGCCAGCGAGUUCUACAAAACCCGUCAUAACAUCAUCCUGAGUGCUGGCAUCUUCUUCGUGUCUGCAGGUCUGAGUAAUAUAAUUGGCAUCAUUGUGUACAUAUCAGCCAACGCUGGAGACCCUUCCAAGAGUGACUCCAAGAAAAAUAGCUACUCUUAUGGCUGGUCCUUUUACUUCGGGGCCCUGUCCUUCAUCAUUGCUGAGAUGGUGGGAGUGUUGGCUGUCCACAUGUUUAUUGACCGGCACAAACAGCUUCGAGCCAGUGCCCGUGCCACGGACUACCUCCAGUCCUCCGCCAUCACCCGAAUCCCCAGCUACCGCUACCGCUACCAGAGACGAAGUCGCUCAAGCUCCCGCUCCACUGAGCCUUCCCACUCCAGGGAUGCUUCUCCCGUGGGCAUCAAAGGGUUCAAUACCCUGCCUUCCACAGAGAUCUCGAUGUACACCCUAACUAGGGACCCCCUGAAGGCUGCCACCACCCCCACCGCCACGUACAACUCCGACAGGGAUAAUAGCUUCCUCCAAGUUCACAACUGUAUCCAGAAAGAGAACAAGGACUCUAUCCACACCAACACAGCCAACCGCCGUACCACCCCUGUAUGAAGCCAAGGCCCAGAGCUCCAAGUAGGGGCCAGAGGAAGGAGGCCAGGGGAAUAGGCCGGGCCAGGCUAGGGUCAGUGGGGGUGGAAAAAGAGGGGUGGGGGGUUUGGGGGGGAACAAAACCAACCAAGGGGAAACCUUCCAAAAGCAAAAAAGGAAAAAAAAGAAAAAAAGAAAAAAAAUAAGUCAACAACAAAAAAAAUACAAAAACAAAAAGAAGAGAAACAACAGGAAAAUGUGGGAAAAAAGAGGAAAAAACACUUUAAAAGCAAGAGAGAUUAAAAAAGAGAAAAAAUAGAAAAUAAAUUUAAAGAAAAUGCAUGAUUUCCCAUGUACCAUUAUUUUAACAUUUAAUAAAAACAAAUAAAAAAACAAGGGAACCAAGAGAAAUUAAAAAAAAUAAACAAAGGCAAGGACAAGGAGGGAGGCUCUCGGGAAUUUUUCAGGAUUUAUUUUUUUAAUUUGAUGAGAUUUCUUUUCUGUUCACUUUUAACCCAAAGUGGGCUCUGACUUCCCUUUAGGGGAUUAGAGGGGAGCAGAACCCCGAGUCCUCAGGGCAAUGAGAGGGCUGGGGGUGAUUAGAAGUGACCACCAAGCCCUGGAGUCUCUGGGUCCCCAAGUGAGGAAUUCCCAUGCCUUCUCUGACCCAGUACUAGCCUUUGAAAUUAUAAAUCUUUGGGGGAGUCAAGAUUUCUUUGUUUCUCCUAAAGCAUGGGAGGUAGGGGAAAACGGUGAGUUUCACAACAGCCACUGCCCCCUCUCUAAGCUCCCAGUGUUUAGUGAUGAUCCACUGUGAUCCUUCAGUCCCAUAGUGAUAGGGAAAGAGGGGAAGGCUGCCCAUGACUUUCCAGGAUUCCCAGAAAUCCUGGAAAUUUAUGGGAAGUUACUUUCCAAAUACUCCUGUGCUCAGGGUCAGUAGUGGUGAAUGGGGAAUAGGGUAGUGUACUUGCAUUGGGCAGAUCCAACAGGACCUAAUUUGAAAGAAGGCCACUGUUCUUGGGGACUUGGAAAACAAAGUCACUCUCUCCCAUUCCCGUAGGGAAGGAGAGGGAAAGUGACUCAGUUAGACUCACCAUCCCUCCCACCCCAGUCCCAGGAGUCAAAUGGUCCACUUGGCCCAGGGCUUCCAACUACUCUUCAAUUCCUUAGUAAAGAGUAGCCAUUGAACCAUGGGGUCCAUUGUUUCUCCUGGGCCAAGGGUUAGAGGAGAGGAAAUUCCAGGGAAGUAAUUGAUCAAAGUGACACUAUUAGAAAAAAUUUCUUAAAAAGAAAGAAAGAUACAUAGAUAGGAAGGAAGAAAGAAAAAGGAAAAAGUGGCUUUUUUAAAAAAAACUCCAAAAAUACUACAAACUGCAUACAUGUAAAUAUAAUAUGUGGAUUUCCUUGCAAGAGAAAUCAGAUCAUAUUUUUAUUUUAAACUGUUUUGCAGCUUUAAACUAUGAAAAAAGGGGGGUAAGAAGGGAAAUUUAAAUGUUAGCGGGGAAACAUAUAAAGAGAAAAACAGAAAAGAAAUCCAUUUAAAUUAAAUAAUUAAAAAAAAUUUAAGAACAAGAAAAAUCACCAAAAGACCAGGAGCAAGGCUGACUUGUGGAGAAAGGGGAAAUGGCUCUUUCCAUGAGAAAAAAAAACAAAACAUCUCUUCCUUACUACUGAGGGAGUAUAACUGAGAACAAAGACUACCCAUCCCAAGGAGACUCACACACAGAAACACUGACUCAUGCCCACUUGGAUUCAGUCAUCCAUCUAGAUUCUCCCUCCCCACCAUGUACAAAUUUCUCCUCUUCUCUCCCUCUAUAAUCCAGCCUCAUGUGCCCAUGUUCAAUCAAUACUGAAUCACACUCAUAGAAGCCAUAACACACAUACACACAUACACAUGUACUCAUGUACCACCAUACCUCCUUACUCAUAUCUUCACAGAUACUCCCAUACAUGAAAAGAGCCUCUGGUCUGGAAGCCAGGAGACCUGAAUUCUGGCCUCUAGUUCUGCCACAAACUUGCUGUGAGACCUUGGACAAGUGAUUUAAUCUCUCCUGGCCUCAGUUUCCCCCAUCUGUCACAUGGGAUGGGGGCAGGUUGGGACUGGAUGAGCUUUAAAGGCCCUUCCAGAUUAGAUGUCCUAGGAUUCUCAUUCACAAUACCCUAACACCCCCAGCUGCCACCAUGGGUAGACACUUGGCCAACAAUACUCCCAAUGGUUGACUCCCCCUAAGUCAAGGGACUCCCACCCACCCAGACACACCAAACUUCACACACACACACACACACACACACACACACACACACACACACAGAUCCCAUAAACCUCCUCACUGUGCUCCCCCCCUCCCUGACCCCCAUCCAUGUCAAAGUCAGAUUGCACACUCUGUGAGCAACCUCUGCCUUGGCAUGUUUGUGCUGCUGCUUUGGCAAAGAGAUAAGAUGUGCCAGGGGUCCCUUUGAACACUUUUAAUUCCAUUUUCCCUCUUUCAGUGCCAUGACCAAGUUAGAGAAUAGGAAAGAGGCCCUGAUGGGCAGGAGAGAGAAUGUCAUCCAUAUUCUCUGGCUAUCUCUGGAGCUUCUGUUAAGGAAACCUCCCUCUGGUUAUGAGCCUAGGGAACUGUCCCAAAUAUGGAGGCCAGAACUGUUGGCAGUCUGGCUGAUGGAGAGUGGAUGAAGGUCAGGCUCCCACUCAGUCCAUGUCUAGGGGCUAGAAAUGUCCUCUCCCCUUUCCCAAAGGGGAAUGGAGUGACAUUCUCCCACUGGACAGAACUUCAUCAGUGCUCCCACAACCUGAAAUCUUCACAGUGAGCAUACCAUUGUAUGAGAGCAGGCUUAUCCAGUGAGUUGAGUCAUUGACUCUUCCACAGAAGUCAAAACUGGCCUUGUCCCUUUCUAGACACAUACCCAAGCUGCAGUCUUUUCUGGUUGCCCAGUUAUGAUCCCUGAGGUGUCUAAGACAGCCACUGGAAGGGCCUAAAACCUUUAGUUCCUAGCUACUCUCUCCAGUACAAAAGGAAGGAGCCAGUGGCUGGUGGGGAGGGACUAAAAUUCAGCAUGGAACAUAAGACUGAAUCUCCCUCUCCACCCCUCUGACCCCCAGUCCCAACACAGCAAUACACUGGGCAGCCUGCUGUGUGCAUUCAAGUGAGCAACAUGGCCCUAGCAAACACAGAGAAAGAAGGGCUGUCAAUGAGCAUCUUACUGCUUUUGCUCAGUCUGGGCAGGACCUAUGGAAUGCCUUCUGAAUCUCAAUCAUCUUUUCUCCCACUCCUCCCAGACUCCAGACCUUAAAGAAUCUAAGACUAAAAAAAGAAAGGCCAAAAACAAAAAAACACCCAAGCGGCCAACCAAUGGACAAAUAAUGAAGAGUUUAAAAUGGCAUACCAUGCUCUGACACUGAUGGAGAGCAAUCAGGGCUGGACCACUAAGGGUCCUUUAAAGAACCUGAGGCCCACAGAGGGCUAGGAGUUUGCAAAGCCAAGGGAGCCAGAGAGUGUAAGAGAGCCAUUCAUGUGCAAAAGAGAGGGGGUAAAAGGGCUGGGGGGAGGAGAAAGGACUGGGACUGGAGAGGGUUAUGGCUCGUAUUCCAGCUCAGACCAGUUCAAGAAACCAACCUCCAUUUUUCUUUACUUUGUGGGGUUUUUUUUCAGACUGUUAAAAGAAAAAAAAUUUUAAAAAGCCGAAAACUAAAAAAAAAAAUCCUGGUACAUGAAAUAAAGAUUUUUUUUUAUA
Monodelphis domestica (gray short-tailed opossum) is the source of this 6052-nucleotide messenger RNA. RefSeq names its product calcium voltage-gated channel auxiliary subunit gamma 2 (gene CACNG2). NCBI's taxonomy places the organism in Eukaryota, Metazoa, Chordata, Mammalia, Didelphimorphia, Didelphidae. The record is from RefSeq and is a predicted model, not a curated record. Gene Ontology annotation, molecular function: voltage-gated calcium channel activity; channel regulator activity. Gene Ontology annotation, cellular component: AMPA glutamate receptor complex; voltage-gated calcium channel complex; postsynaptic density membrane. Gene Ontology annotation, biological process: postsynaptic neurotransmitter receptor diffusion trapping; neurotransmitter receptor internalization; regulation of AMPA receptor activity.